GGAGACUCGUGAGAUUAACUAUGGCGGAAAGGUAGGGAGGACGUUCACCUAACAGGGAAAUUCAGCAUCGGCUAACCGCAUUGGCCGACAAGCUCCUUCUGGUCAAGCAGACGUUGCUGUUUUAGAGCAAAGACUGGUUUGUUCCGUUAUCCCUGUUUGGGCAUAACACGAGGCACUAGAACACAUAAAGAUGCCUAAUAUCAAGAUCUUCAGUGGUAGCUCUCACCAGGAUUUAUCACAAAGAAUUGCAGACCGCCUCGGACUGGAGUUGGGGAAGGUCGUUACGAAAAAGUUUAGCAAUCAAGAGACAUGUGUGGAGAUUGGAGAGAGCGUCCGUGGCGAGGACGUAUACAUUGUACAGAGUGGCUGUGGGGAAAUAAAUGACAACUUGAUGGAGCUUCUAAUUAUGAUUAACGCCUGCAAAAUAGCAUCUGCCUCCCGUGUCACUGCCGUCAUCCCAUGUUUCCCUUAUGCCCGGCAAGAUAAAAAGGACAAGAGCCGGGCGCCAAUCUCUGCCAAGCUGGUGGCCAAUAUGCUCUCAGUUGCAGGUGCUGAUCAUAUAAUAACCAUGGACCUACAUGCUUCCCAGAUACAGGGAUUCUUUGACAUUCCUGUGGACAACCUGUAUGCAGAACCUGCUGUGCUAAAAUGGAUUAAGGAGAAUAUUCCUGAAUGGAAAAAUUGCACCAUUGUUUCACCUGAUGCUGGAGGAGCCAAAAGGGUUACCUCCAUAGCAGACAGGCUAAAUGUUGACUUUGCCCUCAUUCACAAAGAGCGGAAAAAGGCUAAUGAGGUGGAUCGCAUGGUGUUGGUUGGAGACGUGAAGGAUCGGGUAGCCAUCUUAGUUGAUGACAUGGCUGACACGUGUGGUACCAUCUGCCACGCAGCUGACAAGCUGAUAUCUGCUGGUGCCACCAAAGUUUAUGCCAUCCUUACUCAUGGCAUCUUCUCGGGGCCUGCCAUAUCACGCAUCAACAAUGCUUGCUUUGAGGCUGUAGUUGUCACCAACACCAUUCCACAGGAGGAAAAGAUGAAGCAUUGUCCUAAAAUACAGGUCAUUGACAUAUCCAUGAUCUUAGCUGAGGCUAUUCGCAGAACCCACAAUGGCGAGUCUGUCUCCUAUCUCUUCAGCCACGUUCCUUUGUAACUUUGCUCCCUUGCUGCUUGUCCGUUGGCUGUGUUAUCAGAAAGAGCGAGCUCAACCCCGGGUCCUCAGCGGCAGACAUCUCACUGAGAGUUCGCUUUGUCCAAACCCAGAGGAUGUCAGCCUUGUGUGAAAUCACAGCACCUGUAACACCACCCCCAUCCUCAACUGGAGCAUACAUUUGUAGUUCAGGAUUCAGCAAAGCAUUCUAAAUUAUUUCAGUUGAGGCAGAAAGCCUGAUCUUUUUAGUUCCAUGUCUCACAGCCCCAUUUUUGAUAUAAUACACUGACAGUGAGUAUUGUACAUGCAAGGCUGUUUGGGUAAUGACUUGUUACAGUUUAAUUUAUUUGGGCAUCAUUUGUGUCCAAUGAUGGUAAAGACCUGUGUAGGUGGUGCUGACACUGGCACCCUGUUUAAAGAAUGUGUGUGUGUGUGUGUGGAUGAUUUGAUUUUAUUUAUUUUUUUUCCUUUGGCAUUCAUUUUAUUAGAUGCUGGGGAUUGUACUUUGGGGUCUCUGCAGGCUGGAGCUUCCUUGACAUAGUCCGUUUUAUGUUUUUAUUGCUUUUUCUCUCACGCUCUCUCUCUCUACUUUUUUAAAGAAAUCUGUGAAUUUUCUGGAAUAUCUCACUUUCUUCUGUUAUAAAUGUUCUUGUUAUGAAUUCUCUUUUAUAAAUGUUAGUUAAAUAAUCCAUUUAAGUUGACUAUUGUGUUCUUAUUAAGAGUUGUGAUAGAGCAAGAAAUUUCGCCUGGGUUGGCUUUUCGUAACAGUGGAUUGUAGGGUACCAACCUUGCACAUUUCAAUUUUUAAUUUGAGUUUGUGUGUUGAUCACUUACAUUAAUGACAGCUUUCUGAUUAGGAAAACAUUAGGAAAACAAUUUCAGUGAUUUGAUACCAUUGUUGGCAUUCAUAUUUCUCAAAGAGACAAGACAGAAUGUAUGUGCAUGACCCACUUCAAGGUUAUCAAAAUUUAGCCUCAAGACUAACACAUUUAAGGGCAAGACAUGAUACUUUUUGUUUUUUUUGCCUCUUUUGAGUAUACAAAUUCAGUUUUAAUUAACUUCUGAUUCUAAUUCAAUUUACUAGUAUUUAGUGGCAUUUUACUAUUUUUAUUUUGUGUGCUUAAUAAUACUAGAUUAAAGUUUGCACAUUAACUUUU
This is a messenger RNA of Electrophorus electricus (electric eel), 2301 nucleotides long. RefSeq names its product phosphoribosyl pyrophosphate synthetase 1B (gene prps1b). The record is from RefSeq and is a predicted model, not a curated record. Gene Ontology annotation, biological process: purine nucleotide biosynthetic process; ribonucleoside monophosphate biosynthetic process; 5-phosphoribose 1-diphosphate biosynthetic process. NCBI's taxonomy places the organism in Eukaryota, Metazoa, Chordata, Actinopteri, Gymnotiformes, Gymnotidae. Gene Ontology annotation, cellular component: ribose phosphate diphosphokinase complex; cytoplasm. Gene Ontology annotation, molecular function: ATP binding; ribose phosphate diphosphokinase activity; magnesium ion binding.